Molecule: messenger RNA, 4761 nt
Organism: Alligator sinensis (Chinese alligator)
Lineage: Eukaryota; Metazoa; Chordata; Crocodylia; Alligatoridae
Gene: INVS
Product: inversin
Exons: 10
Coding region: 246-2663 (805 amino acids)
Biological process (GO): protein localization to ciliary inversin compartment
Cellular component (GO): ciliary inversin compartment
Molecular function (GO): protein binding
Source: RefSeq, a predicted model, not a curated record
AAAAGAGUUGGAAGCAAAAUAAGAAUAAUUACAAGAAAAAGCAUAAUAACACAAUCAAACAGUGGCCAGGGCUGAUAAUUCUCUGAUACAACAUUAGUGGUGAUAUUAUGAGCCAGGAAUGUUGUUAUGAGACUUUACUGUAUUCAACCUUAAGAAGGAAAAAAUGAAGCUUUGUUUUGCUUCUUCAGAAAAACUGCUAAGUAAGACAAAACAAUAGUUUCUUCUGUCAUUACAGACUUCUUUCUAUGUUAAUUUCAAUAGCAUUCUUAUUCAGUGAUGUUUUCUUGCAGGAAACAGUUGAAGUAUUUUUUAAAUAUCCCUCUGUGAAAGAUGAUUCAGACCUUGAGGGAAGAACAUCCUUUAUGUGGGCGGCUGGGAAAGGCAGUGAUGAUGUUAUCAAGACUAUGCUAAAUUUUAAAGUGGACAUUGAUAUCAACAUGACAGAUAAAUAUGUUGGCACAGCCUUACAUGCAGCUGCCCUUUCUGGCCACGUCAGCACUGUGAAAUUGCUCUUAGAACAUAACGCACAGGUAGAUGCUACUGAUGUCAUGAAACACACUCCUCUUUUUCGAGCCUGUGAAAUGGGACACAAAGAAGUGAUACAGACACUUAUUGAAGGGGGAGCAAGAGUAGAUUUGGUUGACCAGGAUGGCCAUUCUCCCCUUCACUGGGCAGCUUUGGGAGGAAAUGCUGAUGUAUGCCAAAUACUGAUAGAAAACAAAAUCAACCCAAAUGUGCAGGAUUAUGCAGGAAGAACUCCCUUGCAGUGUGCUGCAUAUGGAGGCUACAUUAACUGCAUGGUAGUGUUACUGGAAAAUAACGCAGAUCCAAAUAUUCAAGAUAAAGAGGGAAGGACUGCCUUACACUGGCUAUGUAAUAAUGGCUACCUGGAUGCUAUAAAGUUGCUGCUGGGCUUUGAUGCUUUCCCUAAUCACAUGGAAAACAGCGAAGAAAGAUACACUCCACUCGAUUAUGCUUUGCUUGGUGAACAUCAUGAGGUAAUUCAGUUUAUGUUGGAACAUGGAGCUCUCUCUAUAGCUGCCAUACAAGACAUUGCUGCCUUCAAAAUCCAAGCUGUCUACAAAGGAUACAAGGUUAGAAAGGCUUUCCAAGACAGAAAAAAUCUUCUAAUGAAGCAUGAACAGCUGAGAAAAGAUGCUGCUGCCAAGAAACGAGAAGAAGAAAAUAAGAGAAAAGAAGCCAACCUGCAGAAGGGAAUGCAGAACCUGCAGUUCAAUUGUGUACAGCAGCCGCUUUCAAAUAGAGAGAAGAGUUACACUAGUGCACAGCUAUUUAGUAAACCAGCUGAUGUGCAUAAUAAAAGACCUUUCUCCUGCAGCAUGUCUCAAGACCAAGCAGGGAGAAGCAACAGAGGUUCACCUACAGGUUCUCAAAACAAAGCAACAUUGAAGGAGAAAUUCCCACCUGCAGAGCUUCUAGGUGAGGAUCGUAAAUUCAAGAAAGAAUAUUCUAGGAAACACACCAAAAAGAAGCCAGCUUGUGUGCAUUUCCAUUGUAGUAAAGAAAAUGGUGGAAAUGGAGCAAAACAUGCAACUGCUACAGAAGUGGAUGGUGAAAAGCAUAAAGAGCAGAUUGCAAGGGCAAAUGGUUCCUUUGCACAUGGCAACAAAAAGCAAAACCCUGCAUGUAGGCCAACCAGUGCUGGGGAUAAAUUAAGAGAUCAAAGUCAAUCUAUAUUGGGUGGCAGAAGCCAGUGUGAAGAAACAGCAGCUUGCUUACAGAACCUUAAUUGCACUGAUGGAAAAGCAAGGAAUUCAAGGCACUGUGAAACUGCCUCAAGCAGCAAAAUGCAGCAGCUGAGAGCAAGAAGUAGACAGUUAAAGGAUGAGAGGUAUUCUCCUGCUGGUUCCAGCAGGCCUGGAAGUGCCAGAGUGGGGUCUGGAAAUAUCAGAAGUACCAGCUUAGGUGCCACAGUGAAAUCUAUCCAUGUGGCAAAUGAUGAAUUAAAAAAAGGGGCCCGCCCUUUAUUGUCUGUUGAAGUAGGAAUUACAAGACUGGUGCCAAGCGAUACAGCAACUUGUGCUGUUUCUGAAGACAAUCUGGACUUGGAAAAAACAGAUCAGUCAGGUCCUCUUCCAACAUGGCCAAGUAUGCAUAACGAACUCAUUCCAUUAGAGGUACGGAUACAGAUAAUAGAAAAGGAAAGAACAAGAAAAGAGCUGUUUCGGAAGAAGAACUGUGCUGCUACCAUUAUUCAAAGAGCAUGGAGAAGUUACCAACUAAGACGGGAUUUGUUCCAGCUACUAAGUACUAAGCGACAGUGCAAAGAAGAUGAAGACAAAUGGAGACAAGAGACAGCUGCCUUUUUCAUCCAGGUCGCUUGGAAGAAACAGCUGAACCAUAGCCCUCUGAAAUUAGUUCCUUCAUGUAAAAAAGAAAAAUCUAUAAGCAAAAGCAGCUCAACCAUAAAAACUAGCAAGCAGUCCAUCCUCAAACAAAUAUAUGGGUGCUCUCAAGAAGGAAAAAUAUGCCAUCCAGGAAGACUGUCUUCAAAGCAUAAACUUGCUGAUAUACAUCUGAUCUCGGUAAACAACCUACAGCAUAUACACCUGCCUGAGAAUACAGGAAAAAUGACGCAGUUUUCAUACAACAUCAGACCGACCACUGCUGCAAAAUCAAAAAGCACAAGACCCAAGCAUUAAGCCAAUGGCUUUUGACCUUGUUUUUUCAAGACCCCUGUCAUUCAACACAAGGCAUGCCUCAGAAAGUACCAGCUCUUAGGUUUCACUUGUUUUUUUGACUAUGGAAAAAUACUAGAGCAAUUCUUCUGUUGGAAUAUACUCAAAGACCACAACAGGACAGAAAGGUUUUGACACUGUGGAUUCUUCCAAUUUGAAAUCUCGGGGGGGGUUAUCGUGUGAAUCGUGUGCAAGUGUUUGCACACCUGACAGUUCUAAUAUUGCAUGACAUCCUGCAGCACCCUUAAAAAGAUCUUGCAACACCCUGGAUGAAAAUUACUGCAUUAACCACAAAUGAAGAGUUGCAAGGAAGAACUUGACAAGAACAUAAAGAAUAAGCACAGGGUGUAUUUACUUUGUAUUUUUGUAUGUAUUUUUUUACCAUUUAAAAGAAAAAAAAAUAUGCUAAAUACUAAACCAGCAGAGGUAUUUUUGAUUAUUGUAUUAUUUCUGUGUUGUAUACCAAAGCAAGAUGUUCAGGGAGUUGAACUCAUUUUAUUUUGUGUACAAUGAAACACAGCAUCUAAAAUCCAAUUUGUUUACCAACAGGCUGAAGUCUAUAUGGCAUUUGGCAAUUAUGUACAAGUGAGAGUUAGGUUCCAGCCUUAACUGCUGAGCUGUUUCAGCAUGCUUCUUUCAGAGUUACUGGCAAAUAUAUUUUGAAAGUGUUACUUAUAACCGCAUUUAUCUACAUCUGGAAUAGAGGAGUCAUCGCUAUAUUUUCCUAUUCUCCAACCCUACCAAAGCUUAUACCAAUUUACAAAAGCAUUUUUACAGUCCAGUAAAAGGAUAGGUCACCCUGGUGAAACUCAAAACAGGGACCUGAUGAAGAAUGCAUUGCAUUCGAAAGUGUGUCUAAAAUUUAACUCAGCUGUGUACUUGGUCCAAUAAAAGAUAUCGCCCACAAAGAUCCUUGCCUCUCACAUUGCAGAACAGCCAAUUUAGGAGACUAAUUUUGCUCAGCACCACCCAGUGCAUCAUACGUCCUGGCAUACUCUGGUACACCCAAACUAAUUUCUCCCCACGUCCUGUGUGUUUACAUCCAUCAAUAAACACUUUUAGAUAAGAUACCAAUGUUUCAUUUUGACCAAAAGUGUCAUUUUUUUUCCUUCCAGUCAACAAUGUCAAAGUAAGUUUCAGCAGUCCCAAAUGAAAGUUCUUCAGAGCUUUUCAUCCCAUGAAAAAAGAUUUUUUUUAAUUUUAAUUUUUUUUUUUUUUUUUUUUUUUAAUCAGAGAUGAAAAUAAAUGGGAGUUAAGGAAUUCUCACCCCACAGGGAAUUCCACGUUACAAAGUAGAUGGGCAGAACCCAGCUACACUGAAGCUUUUCCAAAACUGUUAAAUCUUUUUCACUGCUUGUCUAUAUCCCUUCAAAUUCAGUGUCAAAAGUUUAAAACCCCCUAUAGUGAGAUGGGUGAGUAACACAAAGCACCAUGAGUUAGAGCCUCCCCUCUCACCCGCCCCCGAACCACAGACCUUCACCUGUUGCACUGGGGGGCUUGAGCCGAUCUGCAUCAGCCCAGCCCGCAGGUGGGGUGCUCCAGCAGUUUCCGAGGAGGCUGCCAAACCACCCCUCUCCCUAGCCUCCCCUUACCUCCCCACCAGUUCCAGGACUGUCAGCAGGGGGAGGAGGGAGCAGCAGGCAGCUGUUGACUGGGCUUGGCCUGGCCAGAGCUGGAGGGGUUGGGCAGGGUGGAAUGGGACGGAGCCCCUCCACCUCACAAGCCCCGCCAGCUACCCUGGCUGGGAUAUUGGAGGAAGCCAGGCUGGGCCUGAGAGGCAAAGGGAGGCUCCUUUCCCCUACCUUCUGCCUGGGUCUUUUGACAGCCACAGCAAUAGCUGCUGGUUCAGCUUUUUCUGGCCAGAGCUGGAGUUCUGGGGGGUGGGAAGAGGGGAGGCAGGGUGGAACAGAGCCCCCUCGCCUCAUGGGCCCAGCCUGACUGCUCCCAAUACCUCUUGGACUAAUAUCAUGCAUAAUUCUCGGUCUCUUGAAGGCUCAGAUUAAGCAUAGUGGCUUCUUAACCUGGCAGGGAAAAUACCAUGCAUCUGUGUCCAAGAAGGCAG